AUGUUGUGCGCGAAUGCAGAACAAGAGGGAAACAACAGCGUGAUAGUCUCACAAGUCCCGAACAAUCAUAUGCCGCAAGAUUUCACGGUCUCGCGCCUUUUAUCAACACCGAAUCAUUCAUUAGGUAAGAGUCUAGAAAUCGUCAAUCGCGAAGAAAAUCGCAAACCGCGUCGCUCGCAAAGAGGCGAACAAGCGAAAUAGAUCAAUGCAACGAGAGUGCUGAGGACGCAUUAUCCUGACGCUUUUGUUCGAGAAGAACUGGCGACGCGUGUUUCCUUAUCGGAAGCAAGAGUCCAGGUAUGGUUCCAGAACAGACGCGCAAAAUUUCGUCGAAACGAAAGAAGUUCCGCUAUUAAUCGGGGCAUCCCCUCGACCAAGGAAAUGGAAACCGCCUUACCUUUGCGACCUAUCAGAAUAACACACACCCAAGAAAACAACGCCGAACCUUUACAGACGACUCAAAUGGCUCAAUAUCCAUACGGCGAGUAUUGGAGAUCGUCGCAACACUAUACCUCUAUGCAAACAUCUUCAACCUGUCACGGGUUUAUCAACGGUAAUCUGGGAAACAUGAAUAUUCCCUCUUAUCAUCAGACGGAAAUUCACGGUGGACUGGAAGGAUCUACGAUGAACGGUCUGAACGCACUCAGGUUUAGAACGCAUCCGUACGGACCCGCAUAUUCGGCUAUGCACGCGAGUAUGUGAAACAAAAUGUUUCGAUUCGCGCUGCAACCAA
Dufourea novaeangliae is the source of this 733-nucleotide messenger RNA. Its product is annotated as paired mesoderm homeobox protein 2-like. NCBI's taxonomy places the organism in Eukaryota, Metazoa, Arthropoda, Insecta, Hymenoptera, Halictidae. The transcript is spliced from 4 exons. The record is from RefSeq and is a predicted model, not a curated record. Gene Ontology annotation, molecular function: DNA-binding transcription factor activity, RNA polymerase II-specific; RNA polymerase II transcription regulatory region sequence-specific DNA binding. Gene Ontology annotation, biological process: regulation of transcription by RNA polymerase II.